UCCAUUAUUUGAUCUUUUUAUGGAUCUUCGUAUCUUAUUAAGUAGUUAAAUGAAGUAUCAUCAAUUGAGAAAUGACAAUAAGUGAUGUUCGAUAUCGCUUCUGUGCGCAGAGUAUCGAAAGGAACCUCUCGGAGAAGUUCCGGGCCUCGGCAGCCCUCCUUUCUUAUCUAUUUUCAUAUAUAAUAUAAAGAGAAUAGAAAGCGUACUGACUCUGACUGCUAUCUACAAUACGAUCAGGGGGGAAUAGCACAAGGGCUUAAGUCAUCGAUUCAAAUCCUAUCUUUUUUUUCGGUAUGCCGCUCCACGAGCAAGGAGCAAGAAAACAAAGUGGGCUGUGGUGAUGUCAGAAUUUGCACCUACUUGUAUCUAUUUAGUGAUUAGUCCGCUAGUUACUUUGAUCCCACACAGUGUUCCUUUUCCAUUUGCUUCCAAUAGUUUGACCUAUCCAGAAAAAUUGUCGUCCUACGAAUGUGGUUUCGAUCCUUUCGGUGAUGCCAGAAGACGUUUUGAUAUACGAUUUUAUCUUGUUUCUAUUUUAUUUAUUAUCCCUGAUCCGGAAGUCACCUUUUCCUUUCCUUGGGCAGUACCUCUCAACAAGAUUGAUCCCUUUGGAUCUUGGUCCACGAUGGCCUUUUUAUUGAUUUUGACGAUUGGAUCUCUCUAUGAAUGGAAAAGGGGUGCUUCGGAUCGGGAGUAACCACUAGCGAUAGGGCAAAAAU
Messenger RNA from Helianthus annuus (common sunflower), 719 nucleotides. RefSeq names its product NADH-ubiquinone oxidoreductase chain 3-like. Gene Ontology annotation, cellular component: NADH dehydrogenase complex. Bases 341 to 697 code for a protein of 118 amino acids. The record is from RefSeq and is a predicted model, not a curated record. Gene Ontology annotation, molecular function: NADH dehydrogenase (ubiquinone) activity. The transcript has a single exon. Lineage: Eukaryota; Viridiplantae; Streptophyta; Magnoliopsida; Asterales; Asteraceae.